Jatropha curcas is the source of this 2007-nucleotide messenger RNA. Its product is annotated as BAT2 domain protein. Lineage: Eukaryota; Viridiplantae; Streptophyta; Magnoliopsida; Malpighiales; Euphorbiaceae. The record is from RefSeq and is a predicted model, not a curated record.
CAGAUGUUUGAAUCAAACCGAUAGCUGGUGACGGUGAGGUCUUGGGUCUAUCUCAAGCCAGCUCUUGUCUUCUUUCAUCAUACAAAAGCAAAAUCAAAAGCCAGUAUAACCAAUCGAAGACCUAUCUGUACUUCUAUCAAUUUGCACGUCAACUGAAAACUCCAUUUCCAUGAUAAGAGCUCAAAAAUUGUUUUAAUAUAAGCAUUUCUGGAUUCAAAUUAUACAGAAUGGAAGAGAACAAGACUCCACCGACAAAAGAUGAUAAACAACUCGAACUACACCACCAAGAACAACAAGAAAAAGAAGAAUCCAAGGGGGAGCAACCACCGGAACCUAAGGGCAGUGGAGGAGGAUGGGGAGGCUGGGGAUUCUCUGUUCUUUCAGAUCUCCAAAAAGCUGCCGAAGAGAUCUCCCGCAAUGCUGCGGAAGCUGCAGAGAAAGCAGCAAAGAGCAUAGCGGAUAUGCAAAUUGUUGCCGAGGAUUCAGAAUCUUCCAAGGCAGAGGAAGAGCGAGAAGAAUCGGAUAGUGAUAAGGAAACUGAUGAUGAGACUAAAAAGCUACGGAAAUCUACUUUAGAUAAAUUGGAGAAAGCAAGUGAAGAUUCCUUACUAGGACAGGGUUUGAAAGUUCUAGAUCACUCUGUGGAGAAUUUUGCUUCGGGAGCAUGGCAAGCAUUAGGAAAUGCAUUGAAAGGAGGUUCCAAUUUUGUUCAAAAGCUUGAACAUUCUGCUGUAAACCUUGCUGAAUCAAUUCAAAAUGGUAACUUACCAGGAGGAGCUGGUUCAGUUGCACCAUCCUUACUAGAGACUGGAAAAGCUUUUACCACAAAGGGAAUACAAGUGCUUGAAUAUGUUGGCAAGGAGACCAUGGAUCUGCUGAUCACAGAGACUGGUAUUGAAGUUGAGAAAACUUCUAAAGGCUCUGAACAAGAAGCUGAUGAGGAUCAGUUACUUGAGGAAGUAACAUUUGAUCGUUGCUUCUAUAUAUAUGGUGGUCCAGAACACUUGGAGGAGCUUGAGGCCUUGUCCAGCCAUUAUACCCUAUUAUUUAAUCGAAGAAAAGUCAAAUUACCACUUGAACAGAAAUCUGUAUAUGAUGGAAAGCUUAAACUUGUUCAGCAAAUUUUGGAUUUGAGUAUUGAAAUGGAAGAGAAUGGUAUAGAGUCCAACAAAGGGAAGAAAAUAGAUGCUGGAACAGAGGGAAGCAGUGAUGAGAUGAAAAACUUACAUGAUUCGAGUGUCAGCAAAGCUGCUGACAUGGCUGCAGGGUUUACAAGUGCCCUGGCAGGACUGACUGUAAAUGACAUAAUUCAAAGGACUACAGGCAGACUAGAAACUCUUCACUCAGAAGGCGUUCAUAGGCUUUCCGAAAUGUCCAGUUCAGCAGUGUUUCAACUUCUGAUGCUUGGAAAAUCCAUCAUAUCCACUGCUAACAAAGUGCAGGAGGAAGAUGUUGAUGUAGAUAUCAUGAAUAUUGAGUGGCCAGAAGAUUCUGUUGAAAAAGCUAAAGUAAUCCGAAUAAAGGCACAAUCAAUGGCAGGAUAUGUGGAAGCAGUUUGCAAUAGUUUUAUCACAGGCAUCUCUGACGUAGCUGAAGCUUAUGUUGCUGCCAUGAAGAGUGCUACUGCUGAUUCCCAUGAUGGUCUUCCGAAGACAUCAGUGCAGGAAAAAGCCAAUACCUUCUCUGAACUUAUCCACACAGACUGGAAAACGGCAGUGAGUAAAAUCCAGGAUGGGCUACAAUUAUUAUCUUAUGUAGUUAUGUUUACAUCUACGCCAUCUGCUUGAAAACUCUCUACACUGUCAUAUUUGUAAAUAGCUGUUCAAUUUUAGGAUGGUUUUUCUUCUUACUGUCUGAAAAUGAAUUCAUCCAAAUUCAGAUGGAACUAACUUCUUUUUUGUCUUUGAAGAGUUCAAUUUGAAUGCUAGUUACAUUUUUUAAACAGUUUAUUUCCCAUGCAAGAAAAAUAUAUUUGAAAUGAAUAAGAAGGGAAAUUGAAAAAAAAAA